ACUGAAUUUGUUUAAUGCUCCUCCAGUGAGAUAGCACAUUAAUCAGUAUUUUGUCCCGAGUUAUAGGUAUCGGAUGUUUGCUUAAGUUGAAACAUGCUGACUUAAUAUUUAUGUCGCUUUUUUUUUAUCAUGUUGGAUAUUACAUUUAUGCAAAUCUGGUUGUCUUUAACUAGACUGACAAGUUCAAGUUCAUUUGAACUUUUGUCAUUAAGUCUUUGGUUGUAUAAAAAACACCUAAAAAGGACCACCUGGAUCCAGUAAACAGAAUUAACAAGAAUUAACAAUUCAUAUUUGAAUUUAGAAUGUUUACAGAUUUUUUUUUUUUUUUUUACUUUUUACAAUUAACAAGUCACAUUAAUACAGCAAUUCACAUUUUAUUGUUGAUUGUUGUAAUAGCUGUUCAUAAUCGUUUUAUUGCUAUGUUGUACUUUGUAUUGCACGCAACAUGCUGUGUGCUUAAAGUUUGAUAUAUAUAUAUACACACACACACACAUAUAUAUAUAUAUAUAUAUAUAUAUAUAUGACAGUCGUUUAAAAGUUUGGAAUUAGUAAAAAAAAAAAUGUAUUGAAGGAAAUUAAAUUAAUAUAUUUUUUUUUAUUUUUUAUUAGCCAGGAUACAUUAAAAUCAUCAAAAGUGACAUUAAAAUUAUACUGUUACAAAAAAAAAAAAAAAAGUAUUUCCAAUAAUUGUGGUUCUUUUGAACUUUGUUCACACUCAGUGUAUUAUGGCUUGCACAAAGAUAUUAAGCAGCACACCUCAUUGAUAAUAAAUGUUUCUUGAGCACCAAAUCAGCAUAUUAGAAUGAUUUCUGAAGGAUCAUGUGACAUUGAAGACUGGAGUAAUGAUGCUGAAAAUUCAGCUUUGCCAUCACAGGAAUAAAUUAUGUUUUAAAAUACUGUAUUACUGUUUUUACUGUACUUUUUUAUAUAAAUGCAGCCUUGGUGAACAUAAAAGACUUCUUUCAAAAACAAUAAAAAUAUCUUACUGACCCCCACAUUUUGAACAGUUAUUAAUUCCCAUGGGUCCUGCAAGGGUUCCUCUGUCAGGGAUGUCAUAUCAUAUUGUCACAUUAUGUUGUCACAUCAAUUGCUAAUACUGGAGGAUUUCUUUGUAUUUCUCUCUUCUGAUUCUCUCUGAAGGUAAUCUGAUGUCUUGGCAAAGGCAAAAAGAGAAGACAUCAAACCACAGCCCAACUGUAGUGGAGUCACACAAUAUACAAUACUGAAGAGUCACACAGUUGUCUGAUAUCAAGUAUUUCUUCUACUACCCAUUUGCCAUCUGAUAAAAACGUUCACUAUGCCUCUGUACGUCCAUGCCUUGGCGUGUGCUUUCGGUCUGGGCUCCUGGGUGUCCAUUAAUGGCUUGUGGGUGGAACUUCCUCUGAUAGUCAAUGUUCUGCCAGAGGGCUGGGACUUGCCAUCGUACCUCACAGUCAUCAUUCAGCUUGCCAACUUCGGGCCUUUGCUGGUGACCCUGGCGCACAAAUUCUGUCCUGGAAAACUACGUGAAAAUCUAGUCAUUUAUGCUGUUUUGUCAAUUGGUGUUGUAGCCUGCGUCCUACUGGCUGUGUUUUGGAAGAACACCACCACGUUCCUCGAGCAACCGCGUAGCACAGCAUUUUUCAUCCUUACGUUUUUUCUCGCUCUAGUCGAUUGCACCUCAUCUGUCACCUUCCUGCCAUUCAUGAUGCAACUUCCAGCCAAAUAUAUUACCACAUACUUCAUUGGAGAAGGUCUGAGUGGUCUGGUUCCAGGCCUGGUGGCACUGGCGCAAGGGGUUGGGAUGUCAAAAUGUGUCAAUGUGUCGCAUGUGUUGGAUAACCUCACAGACUCUGAACCUCCAAACUUCACUGUGGAGAUGCAGUACCUCCCUCCCAAUUUCUCCACUGAGAUCUUCUUCUCUUUCCUGGCCGUAAUGACAGCAGUAAGUCUGGGUUCCUUCCUCGUAUUAAACCGUCUGCCUCGCACCUUUGAACUGUCCACUGAAAAUCUUGUUCCGGAAUCAGAUGCCGUGGCAACAGUCUGCAGCGGUUUCGAGGGCCCUGUGGACCCCAAUCCAAAGACAAACAGUCAAGAGGAAGAGGAAGAGGAAAAGAAGCAGAUCAGAGUCCUGUUUCCUAAACCACUGCACUCCGGCUAUCAGCUGGCGUUUAUCUAUUUUAUGGUGGUGUGGGUGAAUGGUGCAACGAACGGACUACUGCCCUCAGUGCAGACUUUCUCCUGUAUGCCUUAUGGAAAUAUGGCCUAUCACCUGUCAGCCGCUCUGUCAGCGGUAGCCAAUCCAGUGGCGUGCAUUAUUGCCAUGUUUUAUCCCAAACGCUCAUUAGUAUUUCUGGGUGUCCUGUGUUUGCUGGGGUCUGUAUUUGGAGGCUACAAUAUGGCCAUGGCUGCCAUGAGUCCCUGCCCAUUACUCCAAGAUACACCUCUAGGGGACGCUAUUAUAGUUUUGUCUUGGAUUUUCUUUACUGGUCUGCUGUCCUAUGUGAAGGUGAUGGUGGGUGUGAUUUUGAGGGACCGGAGUCACAGCGCCCUUGUGUGGUGUGGAGCAGCAGUGCAGACAGGAUCUUUGUUGGGCUCCGUCAUUAUGUUUCCCCUGGUCAACAUCUAUCACCUCUUCCAGUCAGGGGACAUUUGCAACACCAAAUGCCCAUUAUAAUAAGAGUUUAAUAAGACUAACAGGGGAAUGAACUACUUCUACAACUCACUUUCACAUCAUAGCUGAGCUAAUGAUGGUCACAUAAUGAACUAACAUUUGGCACUUCCUUGCUCUUCUGUUUUAUUUUCACAUUAAUUUAACAUUUGUACAUUUUUUAUAUUAUUGUGGAUUAUUAUUUAUGAUGUUGUGAGUUUUUGUUGUCUGGAAACAUCCACAAGUGUUUCUGAAUCAUUUGAGGAUUACUGGUUUAUGUCGUUCCACAAAAUCUGAUGAUUGUGUUAUUAAAUAAUUUUGUAUUAUAAA
Messenger RNA from Ctenopharyngodon idella (grass carp), 2959 nucleotides. It is a transcript of the gene slc52a3-1, whose product is annotated as solute carrier family 52 member 3. NCBI's taxonomy places the organism in Eukaryota, Metazoa, Chordata, Actinopteri, Cypriniformes, Xenocyprididae. Gene Ontology annotation, cellular component: plasma membrane. The transcript has 3 exons. Gene Ontology annotation, biological process: riboflavin transport. Bases 1298 to 2656 code for a protein of 452 amino acids. Gene Ontology annotation, molecular function: riboflavin transmembrane transporter activity. The record is from RefSeq and is a predicted model, not a curated record.